AUGAUUCGGUUAUCGGUUUCACUCGUUAGUCGUUAUUCAUUUUUCAUUUUCCUUCCCAUAUCCCCAUUAAAUAGUCUGCCGUAGAAUUCGUCCAAUUCGUCCAAUUCGUUAAAUUCGUUAAAUUCGUGCAAGCAGUGGCAACUGGUGGCAACUGGCAACCAGUGCAAGUACACACCAAAUAUACCAAGUUGCAUCAAGUACUUUUCAUUGCUAAUAAAUAUUUUUUUAUUUAUCGCGGCAAACUGUUAUUAUUAAAUAAUAAUAUAUUUUAUAAAUUAUAAAUUUAUCAAAUUACUAUAAAUAUAGCUUGUUGUUUUAUAUAUUUACAUAUACAUAUCUAUUGAUAUAUUUAUAUUUAUAUAGUUUAAUAUAUAAAUAAAUAAUAUUUAUAAAUAGAUAUAUUUAUAAAUAUAUUAAUCGUAAAAUGGCAGCAGUAGGCGAAGUAAAAUCUACGAAAAUAAUUCAGUCUUACGUGUCAUCAAAUAGUUAUUACGGUUACGUACCACCGAUAAAUCAAACGACAAUAAAACAAAAUAAUUAUCAACAAAUUGAUAAUCAGUAUUCAUAUGAUACUCAAAGUCAAGUUUAUUUAAAUAAAAGUGAUAAAUCAGCGCAUCUUAAUCAGCAACAACACCAACACCAACAACAACAAAACAAUGGCAAUGAUACUACUUUAGCCAUGGAAACAGAUGAUGUUGAUAAUUUAAAUGGAGAUAAUUUACACUGCCAGAAUAACCAUUACGUUAUUCCAGAGAUGGUCAAGAGUCUCCACGGUCUUGACAACAACUUGAUCAACACCAGAAGUUACUGCAGUAGAGAUCCAGGUAGCCGCGGGGAGGGAGAUAGCGUUGGUCUUAUCUACCGGGUGACCCACAGCGACGCCGACGCUGAGACCGUUCAUAAUAAUAAUAACAACAACAACAACAACAAUUAUUAUUAUUAUUAUAAUAAUAAUAAUAGUAAUGGUAAUGAUUGUUAUUAUAAUAAUAAUCGUAAUACGGUGACCAGAUCAACGGACAUUCAACGGAGGAACCGCAAACGCAAUAAUUAUGAGCAUGAUGGAGCUGAAGCUGAUGGAUUUCAAAAUCAUGGAAAGAAGAAAUUUCGUCCAGACGGUGGUAACAAACGCGUUUGCCGUGAAACAAGGAUUUGUACCAGAGAUAGUGGACCAUCCGCGAUGCACAAUGAGCCGGCAACAUGUUUAGUUUCCAGCAGCGUUCGUUGUUUCCCGAUACAGUCCCAGGUCAGCCAAGUUAAUCAGGUUAACCACCACUGCAAUGACAGUUAUAAUCCCAGUUGGGUACAACCACCAUGUAAUUCCAGUGAGCCUUAUCCCAUACAAUGUGAGACACGUGUUACACGUGAUAGCACACAAGUUAACAAAGAAAACUUGGUUACAAGAGUUGAUAAUCUAGUUGAUUAUGAGAUGAUGUUGAUGGAGACGCAUGGCUGCUCGGCUUAUCAUCUUCAUCGCCAUCAGCUAUUAGAUAUUGAUACUUUUGAUACAGAGUUUUAAUUAUCUCUCAUCUCUUCAUUAUAAAUAUAUAUAAAUCUAUAUUUAUAUAUGACUUAUUUAUAUACUUAAAAAUUAUUAAUUGUUAAGCCCAUUAAGCGAUGGAUUAAAUCUAAAGUUUGUGUGAAAUGUAUACUUUUCUAAUAAAAUAAA
This is a messenger RNA of Microplitis demolitor, 1666 nucleotides long. RefSeq lists its product as uncharacterized. The transcript has 2 exons. The record is from RefSeq and is a predicted model, not a curated record. NCBI's taxonomy places the organism in Eukaryota, Metazoa, Arthropoda, Insecta, Hymenoptera, Braconidae. The coding region runs from base 425 to 1516 and encodes 363 amino acids.